CCACGGAGCCUGUAAGCCUGGCAGCACUACCAACAAGAUUGCAGCCCAGCCCAGCUGGCAUCCUCCCUCACUACCUACUGACCACUCAACUACAUCACCGAUUUCUCUUACUUUUCCCUUCCGUGUCUGCAAAGCCGCAGGACUUGCCCACCACACUGUUGCUGCUCCUCAAUUUCCAUAUUCACCCACGUUCUGGUUAUGUCUUCUUGAAGAGGAAUCAGACGAUUUGUUUCUUGUUCUCUCCAUGCAGAUGCCCUUGUCAAUGGAUCAUUUGCAACCAUGGCUGACCAUGCAGUCCACGUACAGCUUCCAAGCAUGGUCCGAAAGCCUAGGGCUGUAUGGCCCGGCCUCGCCAGGAUGGGAAUGUAUCAGAAACAGAUAGCAGGUGACGGAAAUUGUCUCUUUGCAUCCUUAUCUGACCAACUGUAUGGCAAUCCCGAGAAACACCCCCAAAUUCGUGCCAGUGUCGUCGAGCACAUGCGAAACUUUCGACCUCUUUUUGAGCACUAUGUCCACAAAGACGACGUGCAACAACGCAGAACACUUCGAUCUACUACCGCAUCAUCUCGUCAAGAGUCGGAUGACGCGUUCGAGGAGUACCUUUCAUUGAUGUCACGAGGUGGUACAUACGGGGGUGAGCCAGAACUCGUGGCCUUCUGCCAGGUCUACAACCAAGAUGUCACCGUCCAUCUUCCACGAAUUCAAAACUUCGAUCGAGACUCAAUCCCAUACACAAACCCAUAUCGCGACGGGCCUCCUUCCACACUGCCUCUUCACAUCUGUUAUGGAGGAGAUGAGGUCACGCGAGCCCACUACGACUCGGCUCGAAGCAGGGAUGGAUCGAUUCCACGCGGCCGUGAUAGUCCCCUACUCAAGCCCAUCGACAUUUCCGACAGCACACCUAUCAGCUCGCCGAUCCCAAGCCCAGGUCACCUCCUCAGCACCAGAUCCAUUCGAAACAGCAGAUCCGAAAUCUCCUCCGAACUCAUCCACGACUUGAUUCAGAAGAGCAAAAGAGACAUCGAUACCAACACAGACCACUCGGCAGACAAGGCUCGGGCCCGAAGUCCAUCAGUCACAUCUUCUCAACACAGCUCUAGCUCCAAACGAUCUCUUGACGAUGAUGGGGACCAGACACGGUCAAACAAACGCGCCGAUCGAAGAAAGAGCACACGAAGACGUGUCGACAUGGUCGUCCUCACGCCAGAUUUAGACAACGACUCAGAACAUCGACCAUUCGACGAAUCCUCAUACGCAGAUCAUUCUCCCAGCACUCAAGACUCAUCGGCUGAAUCUACCGGCCCCGAAAACGGCCGGUUAUCCACUCGAAUUCGAUCAUACACCCUGGAAGAUGAGGAGGAUCAAGUCGAUGGCUCACGAAAGACUGCCAACGUUCCCCACCGGUCACAAAACCGCUCCUCAUUGCAUAUUGUGACCAAUCUAUCGGUGCCAGGACAUCCUCCUAGUCCUCGGAUGAUAUCGGUAGCCGAACGGCCAAAGUCAACGUUGCGUGCAUAGCGUUUCCCACGGAGUCAUGGUUGAUCGUCACAAUUCCUGUGUCUUGGUGAGGCAUGUCGCAUGGCAUGGGCUGCAUAUGAUACCCCAGCAUAGCAUAGCGUUUGGAGGUCUGUGUAGAGAGGCUCACACAGGACCCUUUAAAUCUGAACCAUAGGCGGGUUCCGGGCAUGAUUUAUGAAUAAUGGUGAUAUUUUAGGCGAGAACAUGGUUGGAACUCUGAGGAGUCCAGGUCUUGAUAGAGCUACAUAGCUAUCUGUUGAAUCAAGUUAAUUAGUCGUAAAUUG
Molecule: messenger RNA, 1802 nt
Organism: Exophiala mesophila
Lineage: Eukaryota; Fungi; Ascomycota; Eurotiomycetes; Chaetothyriales; Herpotrichiellaceae
Exons: 2
Coding region: 280-1518 (412 amino acids)
Biological process (GO): protein deubiquitination
Molecular function (GO): cysteine-type deubiquitinase activity
Source: RefSeq, a predicted model, not a curated record